AAUGUCACACACAGGCCACUUAUAAAAACUGUAACUUACCUCGCUUUCGCCGUCUCAUUUCAUCUAAUACUCUCUGUAUCUCUUCGCUCUGUCUCAUCAUUCUUCCCAUGGCAGCCGCCGCUGGCUCUUCGGUCUCUGUGCAGGCUCGUCCUAGCUUGGCUGCAAACAGAAUCUCUAGUCUGAAAUCAUUUUCACUUUCAAGCCAGAGAAGUUUCCUGUCCUUUAGAGUGCAGCCAGUUCCAGCUCGCCUUCGGAUUUCUUGUGCUGCCAAGCCAGAAACAGUAGAGAAAGUGUGUGAAAUAGUGAAGCAACAGCUGGCAUUAUCACCAGAAACUGCUGUUACUGGCGAGUCCAAAUUUGCAGCCCUAGGAGCAGAUUCUCUUGAUACGGUUGAGAUUGUGAUGGGACUUGAAGAGGAAUUUGGUAUUAAUGUGGAAGAGGAGAGUGCCCAGAGCAUUGCAACAGUUCAGGAUGCUGCUGAUCUAAUUGAGAAACUUGUUGAGAAGAAGAGUGCAUAGAUGAAAUGCGCACCAGAAAUAGAACCCUUUUCUUUUUUCGUGGAACUAUGCUUUUUAUUAGCUAGCCAAUCUCCUUUUGAACUUAGUUUUUGUGGCUUUCUUUCAGAGAAACUAGUAAAUUGCUGAACUAGGAAGUCCAUAUGUUGCUCUUCUGUGAAAUUAUGCUGUUGUACUUUUUGAACGAAUGAGGCCUGCCUUGCUGAAAUUGGUUGGAAUUCGCUUUUAAUUC
Molecule: messenger RNA, 747 nt
Organism: Manihot esculenta (cassava)
Lineage: Eukaryota; Viridiplantae; Streptophyta; Magnoliopsida; Malpighiales; Euphorbiaceae
Product: acyl carrier protein 1, chloroplastic
Exons: 4
Coding region: 108-518 (136 amino acids)
Biological process (GO): fatty acid biosynthetic process
Molecular function (GO): acyl carrier activity
Source: RefSeq, a predicted model, not a curated record